AUGAUUACCCUCAACGACGUUGAUAACCACGAAAAUACUAGUACUGAAGAAACUAAUAGUACAACCGCCACCACUGAAGAACCAAAGCAACAACAAUUUUCUACUUCAUCGGAACCUAUUUUCCAUACUAUUGGCUUGAAUGAUUCUGCUCCUUUGGAAUUGGAAAGCUUUUGUGUAAAUUGUGAGAAGAAUGGUGUUACUAGAAUGUUGUUCACUAAAAUUCCUCACUUUAGAGAAGUUAUUAUUACUAGUUUCAGCUGCCCACAUUGUGGAAUGAGAAAUCAAGAAAUUCAAUUUGGUGGUUCUUAUGGUGAUUUUGGUGUUUGUUACACUUUAAAGGUUGAAAAGAAGGAAGAUUUGGAUAGACAAAUUGUCAAGUCUGACUUUGCUACUUUGAGUAUUCCAGAAAUUGAUUUUGAAAUUCCAGAAAAUACUCAAAAGGGUACACUUACAACUGUUGAGGGUGUUAUUAAUAGAGCAAUUGAUAAUUUAUUGGAUGGACAAGCAGCUAGAAGAGUUUUGGACCCUUCUCUUGCUUCUGCUAUUGAUAACUUUAUUGAAAAGGCACAAAAAUUAAUUAGUGGAGAAGGAUUCCCAUUCACUAUUGUUAUUGAUGAUUAUUCUGGAAAUUCAAAUGUUGAAAAAUUAACAGUACCAAAUGAUCCUCAAGUUUUCACUAGAUAUUAUCAAAGAUCUGAUGAACAAACUGAAAGACUUGGUCUCUCACUAGGUGCUCAAAAUUACACUGAAGGAGGUCAAGAAAAACCAAAGAGUAGACUUGCUGCUAAUAUUCCAACAUCAAUUAUUUCUAACGAGAGAGAAAUUGAAUUAUUGCAAGAAAAGAUGUCUGCACCAGAGGAAGUUUUCACAUUUAAUGAACCAUGUUACGGUUGUGGUGUUUCAGGUAACUUGAAGAUGAUGCCGUUGGUUGUUCCAUUCUUUAAAGAUAUUAUUUUAAUGUCAUUCACUUGUGACAAGUGUGGUUACAAGACUACUGAAGUUAGAGCUGGUGGUCAAAUAUCUCCAUACGCCACUAAAUUAACUCUUCGUGUCACUAACCCAGAAGAUUUGAGUAGAGAUGUUUUGAAGAGUGAAACUGCUUCAUUGGAAAUUCCAGAACUCGACCUCCAGGUUGCUACUGGUUCUCUUGGUGGUAAAUUUACAACUGUUGAAGGUUUAUUAAUGAAUAUUAAGGACAAGCUGACCGAAGUCAACCAAUUUAGAGUUGGUGACUCAGCUGAGGAAAAGGAAUCAUUCCAAAAAUUCUUGACUGGUAUUGAUGAAAUGCAAACUGGUGGUCGUAUGCCUUGGACUUUGAUUAUUGAUGAUCCAGUGUCAAACAGUUAUAUUCAAAACUUGUUUGCUCCAGAUGUUGAUCCAUUCCUUACUGUUGAACAAUAUGAGAGAACUUUCGAACAAAAUGAAGAUCUUGGUUUGAAUGAUAUUAAGACUGAAGAAUAUUAAAUAAAUAAUUUAUUAGUC
Molecule: messenger RNA, 1482 nt
Organism: Naegleria gruberi
Lineage: Eukaryota; Heterolobosea; Eutetramitea; Acrasida; Naegleriidae
Product: ZPR1 zinc finger protein
Exons: 1
Coding region: 1-1464 (487 amino acids)
Cellular component (GO): cytoplasm; nucleus
Molecular function (GO): zinc ion binding
Source: RefSeq, a predicted model, not a curated record